Messenger RNA from Rosa chinensis, 2987 nucleotides. Its product is annotated as disease resistance protein RGA2. Gene Ontology annotation, molecular function: protein binding; ADP binding. Gene Ontology annotation, biological process: defense response to other organism. The coding region runs from base 75 to 2987 and encodes 970 amino acids. The record is from RefSeq and is a predicted model, not a curated record. Lineage: Eukaryota; Viridiplantae; Streptophyta; Magnoliopsida; Rosales; Rosaceae. The transcript has a single exon.
AUCCAUUUUAUCUUAGCUCAUAUUCAUCUCUGUUCUAUUUCUCUUUGAAUUAUAACCAAGUUCUGACGCCAAAAAUGGCUGAUGCACUCAUCUCCGUGCUUCUGGAGCAAUUGGCUUCAGUAGUAUAUCAACACACAAAUCAAGCGGUGAAACUGGUUUUGAAUGCUGAGAAAGACGUUAAAAGUUUCAGCAGCAAGCUCAAAGCUAUCCAGGCUGUGCUUGAGGACGCAGAGAAGAAACAAUUGACAGAUGCUAGGGUGGAAGACUGGUUGGAGAAGCUGAAAGAUGUCUCGUACGAGAUGGACGACCUGCUAGAUGAGUGGAACACUGAAAUUCUCAGACGACAAGUGGAGGAGAAGCAAGAGAAGGAAGGAGAAAAUGCUCCUGAUACAAAGAAGAAGGUAUGUUUCCCCAUGUCCUCUGUUUGCUUUUGUUUUGGACAAGCCAAUAAGGUCAUUCAUCGUCGUAACAUAGCUAAAAGGAUAGGGGAACUGAAUGAGAAAUUAACUUCGAUUGCUGCUGAAAGAGAAAUGUAUGGCUUUCAUCAGUCCACAAAAGGUGGCCCUGAUGAUCAGCAGCUUAUUCAACGAAAAAAGACUACAUCUUUGGUCGAUAUAUCUACAAUAUUUGGCCGAGAAGAAGAAAAAGAUAUGUUGUUGAGCAAAUUGUUGAGAGAGAGUAGCCCAGAAGAGGGGCGGUUCCUUAUCAUUCCUAUUGUAGGGAUGGGAGGGAUGGGCAAAACAACUCUUGCCCAAUUAGCUUAUAAUGAUGAAAAGGUUACAAACCAUUUUCAUAAGAAAGUAUGGGUUUGUGUCUCGAGCCCUUUUGACGAGAUUAAGAUUGCCAGAGCGAUCAUUGAGAGUCUAUAUAAAAAUGAAACCCAAAAGAGUUCAAAUGAAUUGGAAACUCUAUUACUAUGUAUAAGGUCACACGUUAAGGAUAAGAAGUUACUUCUUGUCCUAGAUGAUGUGUGGACGGAAAACCAAAAAGAGUGGGAAAAUUUGAAACUACCAGUAAUAAUGCAAAGUUGUGCUGAAGGUAGUAGAAUACUAGUGACCACGCGAAAACAAGGGGUUGCUAAAAUGAUGAGAGCAAGUAGCAUGAUCUAUUUAGACAAGUUGAGUGAUAGAGAUUGUCUGGCAUUGUUCAAUAGCAUCGCAUUUUUUGAUAGGAAAAAAGAUGAGGCUGCUGGAUUUGGAGCUAUUGGUGAGGAAAUUGUGAAAAAGUGUAAAGGUUUGCCUCUUGCUGCAAAAACUUUAGGCAGUCUAGUGUGGUUUAAAAAAACAAGAGAGAAAUGGCGCGAUGUUCUGAAUAGUAAGAUAUGGGAAUUAGAAGAAGUUGAGGAACAAGUUUUCCGACCACUAUUACUAAGUUAUUAUGAUUUGACCCCAGCAGUCAAAAGAUGUCUUUUGUGUUGUGCUAUAUUUCCCAAAGAUUAUCAUUUCAAAAAAAAUAAUUUGAUUGAGCUUUGGAUGUCACAAGAUUAUCUUAAUUCAAAGGAAAAUAAAGAGAAAAGAAGAAAAGGUGAAAAUUAUUUUGAGAGUCUAGUAAUGCGGUCUUUCUUUCAAGAUUUUGACGGGAAUGAGAUGGGAGAUAUUUUAGGGUGCAAAAUGCAUGAUAUUGUGCAUGACUUUGUGCAGUUUCUUACCAAAAAAGAAUGCAUUAUUAUAAAAGCAGCUAAAGGUGAUAAUCAAAUAGUGGAGCUACCGGGUGAUAAGGUUCGUCAUUUGACCUUAACAAGUGUACCCGAAGGUCCACUUUCAUUUCCUACUUCAUGUUGCAUGUGCAGAAAUAUACGUACGCUCUCAAUCUUUAAUUCAAGAAUUACAACCAUAAGCCCCGGUUCAAUUUUGCAAAUGAAAUGCCUUAGAACAUUGAAUUUGAGUGAUAGUGUCGUUAGUGAACUUCCAAAAGAGCUAGGUGAACUGAUUCAUUUGAGAUAUAUGGAUUUGUCUCAUAAUAUGUAUUUGAAAGAGUUACCGGAUGCUGUGUGUGAUUUAUUCAAUCUACAAACUCUGGUCCUUGUUUGGUGCGAGAAACUUGAGAAACUACCCAAGGCAAUGGGAAAGUUGAUCAACUUAAAGCAUCUAUAUGUUCUGGGUUGUCGUGCGCUGAGGUACUUACCAAAAGGGAUUGGGAGUUUGAAAAGUCUGCAAGCACUAGACUGCUUUUAUGUAUGUGAGGGUGGUGAUACUGAUAAUGAAGCAGCAGCAUUGAAAUUAGGAGAUCUCGGAAUCAUGGACCAGCUUCAGGGGAGCCUUGAGAUAGAUGGAUUGGGGAAUAAGGAUGAUGCGAGUGAGAUUGAGAAAGCACAGUUGGGGAAUAAGGAGCACCUCUCUCAUUUGGGAGUAGUUUUCCAGGAUGAAUAUGAAGAGCAGAGAAAAGGUGAUGAAGAAAUAGUGAAAGCAUUGCAACCACAUCAAAAUUUGGAAUCUUUAGACAUUCGGUAUUGCCACAUUGGCACCACCGAGUCUCUCUAUUGGAUCAAGUCUCUACACAAUUUGAGAAAAAUUUAUCUGGAUGGUUGGCCAGUUUGUGAGUUUUUGCCUCCUCUUGGAAAAUUGCCAUCGCUUGAAAUUCUGGAAAUUGAGUGCAUGGAGAAAGUGGAAAAGGUGGGAGUUGAGUUUCUGGGAAUAGAACAAGAAACUGAAACACUCUCAGGAAUUCUAUUCCCCAGAUUGGAACGACUUUAUUUUCAGAGCAUGGACAACUGGGAAGAGUGGGAAGGAAUAACAAAGGAGGAUUCUUCUUCUGAAGUUACAAUAAUGCCUCUCCUUUAUAUCUUGCAAAUAUCCGAGUGCCCAAAUCUCAUAGCACUGCCAGACUUCCUCUACAAGAUAACAACACUGCAUACUUUGACGAUCGAGAGUUGUCCAAUUCUCGAACAAGACUACGAAAAAGGCGUGGGGAAGGAGUGGCACAACAUUUCUCACAUCCCAAACCUCACAAUUCGACCUGAAUCUGAAUCUGAAUCUGAAGAAGUUUGA